Molecule: messenger RNA, 459 nt
Organism: Cladophialophora yegresii CBS 114405
Lineage: Eukaryota; Fungi; Ascomycota; Eurotiomycetes; Chaetothyriales; Herpotrichiellaceae
Exons: 1
Coding region: 1-459 (152 amino acids)
Source: RefSeq, a predicted model, not a curated record
AUGUCCAUACAUAAGCAGAACGAGCCAGCUGCAAACCAUGAAGAGGUUGUCGCGCCCGUGCCACCCGCUGAUGAUGAGAUGCGCCUUAGAUCCACCAAAGGGGACGAAGGGAAGUCGUGCAGACCAUCAUGCUCCACCUACUCGAAAGAAUGGAGGCGGCGGGGAGGGAAGAUGGUCACCCCAACGGAGCAAUCUGCUGGUGGUGGACCAGCAGCAGUCACCAGUGUUGACUCCGACAUUGAGUUUGGUGACAGGGUGCCCGUCAACAGACUUGUUGGCGCUGGUGAAUCAUCAUCAUUCGAAAUUCAAGGAUCCGCCGUGGCGGAACGACAAACACUGGGUGCUGUGUCAAGGACACUUCAAACGAAUGCCUCGGAUCAACACGUCCAGCGGGAAAAGAAUAAGAGGAAGCGAUCUCCGACCAUCAGGAAGAUUCUCUGCGCUUUCAAGAUACGGUGA